CAUUGAUAGGUGGCACAGACUGGCACUGAUGGGUGACAUUGAAAGGUAGCUCAGAUGGGCACUGAUAUGUGGCAUUGAUGUGCACUGGUAUGCACUGAUAUGUGGCACUGAUGUGGCACUGAUGGCACUGGCACGUGGCACUGAUGGGCACUGGCACGUGGCACUGAUGAGCACUGACAGGUGGCACUUCUGGGGCCACACUGAUCAUCAGGGCACACUGAUCAUCAGUGCCCUGAUGAUCACUGUCAGCGUGACAGCUCGAGAGGAGAGAAAUGCUGAUAACUGCCAUUUCCGUGUUUACAUGUGU
This is a messenger RNA of Staurois parvus, 307 nucleotides long. The record is from the annotation of a GenBank genome assembly. NCBI's taxonomy places the organism in Eukaryota, Metazoa, Chordata, Amphibia, Anura, Ranidae.